This is a messenger RNA of Heterobasidion irregulare TC 32-1, 1424 nucleotides long. RefSeq lists its product as uncharacterized. Gene Ontology annotation, molecular function: branched-chain-amino-acid:2-oxoglutarate transaminase activity. Gene Ontology annotation, biological process: L-valine biosynthetic process; L-leucine biosynthetic process. The transcript has 8 exons. Gene Ontology annotation, cellular component: mitochondrion. The record is from RefSeq and is a predicted model, not a curated record. The coding region runs from base 58 to 1308 and encodes 416 amino acids. Lineage: Eukaryota; Fungi; Basidiomycota; Agaricomycetes; Russulales; Bondarzewiaceae.
UGCACACACUCACCCUAUCGCCCUUAUCUCUCCGCGCACGCUCACUCACACUCACCCAUGGCUUUCUCACUACGAGCGCACCAUGCGCGAACGCUGCUGCUGCUCAAGGGGCCGUCCUGGGCCGUCGCGAGUCGCACCCUGAGCACGCGCUGGGACUCGAGCGCCGCGGCCCGCGUGCUGGCGGACAUCGACCCCGCAAAAUUGCAGAUCGAGAGGACGACCGCGCCCAAGCCGCUCCCGCCGUCCGCGAACCUCAAGUUUGGGCACAAUUUCACGGACCACAUGUUGACGAUCCCGUGGACGCAAAAGGAGGGCUGGGCGGCGCCCAAGAUCGUGCCCUACGGGCCGCUCAGCCUCGACCCCAGCUGCACCGUCUUCCACUACGCGCAGUGCCUCUUUGAGGGGCUCAAGGCGUACCGCGACGCGAGCGGCAGGGUCACGAUGUUCCGUCCGGACAUGAACAUGAAGCGCAUGAACCGGAGCGCGCAGAGGAUCGCGCUGCCGACGUUUGACGGCGACGCGCUGCUCGAGCUCCUCAAGCAGCUCAUCCGGCUCGACAAGCACUGGAUCCCGCAGGAGAAGGGCCACAGCCUCUACAUCCGCCCCGUGCUCAUCGGCACGCAAAACACGAUCGGCAUCACGCCGCCCGACUCGGCGCUGCUCUACGUGAUCUGCAGCCCCGUGGGGCCGUACUACCCCGACGGCUUCAAGCCCGUCGCGCUGCACGGCACGACGGAGCACGUCCGCGCGUCCCCAGGAGGCACGGGCGAGUUCAAGAUCGGCGCGAACUACGCGCCGGGGAUAUACCCGCAGAAAAAGGCCGCGCACCUCGGGUACGUGCAGAACCUCUGGCUGUACGGCCCCGAGCACAACCUGACCGAGGUCGGCACCAUGAACCUCUUCGUCGUCUUCCGCCGCGACGACGGCGCGCUCGAGCUCGUCACCCCGCCGCUAGACGGCAUGAUCCUCCCGGGCGUCACGCGCGACUCCGUGCUCUCCCUCGCGCGCGCGCACGCCUCCGGCGCACACCCCCUGCCCUCGCUCCCGCCGAACCUCGCCGUCUCCGAGCGCGGCGUGACGAUGCGCGAGGUGCGCGCCGCGGCGCAGGCGGGGCGCCUCGUGGAGCUGUUCGGGACGGGCACGGCGGCGGUCGUGAGCCCCGUGGACCGGAUCGGGUACGAGGGCGCGGACGUGGAGAUCCCCGUUGCGGCGGACGGGAUGGGCCCCGUCUCGCGCGCGCUGUGGACGGAGCUCGUCGGGCGGCAGAUGGGCGAGAUCCCGAGCGAGUGGAGCGUCGUCGUGGAUUGACCGCGCGCGGCUGUCGUACUGUAGGCAUGGGGAUCUUUAUUUUGUUUUUGUUUUUACGGGAUGUCAGUGCCGGCCAGCUAUUACCGCUGCUACAUAAUAGGAACGGGGUGCUCAGC